Fomitiporia mediterranea MF3/22 is the source of this 939-nucleotide messenger RNA. RefSeq names its product glycoside hydrolase family 16 protein. NCBI's taxonomy places the organism in Eukaryota, Fungi, Basidiomycota, Agaricomycetes, Hymenochaetales, Hymenochaetaceae. Gene Ontology annotation, molecular function: hydrolase activity, hydrolyzing O-glycosyl compounds. Bases 1 to 939 code for a protein of 312 amino acids. The record is from RefSeq and is a predicted model, not a curated record. The transcript is spliced from 7 exons. Gene Ontology annotation, biological process: glucan catabolic process.
AUGUUCCCAUCAAUUGCCUCCCCAAUCCAGAGCUCUUCAACUUUCGUGUUGAAGCAUAACAUUGUUGGAGAUGAUUUCUACAAAUACUUUAUCUGGGAUACUUUUGAUGACCCAACGCAGGGCAGAGUCAAUUACGUUGACCAGGCCACGGCUAGAAAACGCAACCUCGCCUCAGCGACUGCAAGUUCAUUCAUCAUGAAAGUAGACGAUACGAAUAUCGCCCCGAAGAACUCGAGAGGCCGCGACAGCAAUCGGAUUAGGUCUAAUGAGACUUACACUGAUUCAAUACUUGUUCUUGAUGUCAAGCAUAUGCCGUGGGGUUGCGGCGUCUGGCCGGCAUUUUGGACCGUGACUAAUGGCGAAUGGCCUAACGGUGGAGAAAUAGAUAUUAUUGAAGGAGUAAAUCGGAAAUUUGAGAACCAAUGUACUCUUCAUACGACUCCCGGGUGUCUUAUGGACCACGAUCGAAAGCAAACCGGCAUCUCGGUUGGGGACGACUGCAGCACACUCUCGGGUUGUGGAACAGCUUUCAAGAGUAUCAGCUCUUAUGGUCGCGUUUUCAAUGAAAACAAUGGCGGGUAUUUCGUCAUGAAGAGGACGCAGUCAGAGGGUGUAUUCAUCUGGUUCUUCGAGAGAAACGAUCCAAGUACACCACUUGAGGUCAGAGAUGGCAAAUACGCUGGUCCUAAUAGUUAUUGGCCCACUCCAGAUGCAAGCUUUCCAUCAUCAGACAAAUGCGACUUUGCAUCGCAUUUUAGUGAACAUGCGAUUAUACUCAACACAGAUUUUUGCGGAGAUUGGGCUGAAAAAAGUUUUUCGCUGAACUGUGGUACAGGCUCGUGUGCAGCGUUCGUGGACAACAAUCCUGAGCAAUUCAAAGAUGCAUACUGGGAGAUACACAGCCUUCGAAUUUAUGUGCCUGCAAAUCCGAUUAUUUGA